ACUACUGCCAGCCAAGAGACUUCUAUGUAGCUCUAGGACUCAGGUUUUUUUCCAACUCCCCACCUCUGAACCCCCUACAUCGGGCAUAGGAAAGGCCUUCCCGCUCCUGUUGCCAGGUUGGGAGUAUGAGGGCCUAAGGGAGCCGAUGAGAGCCUAGUGAGUUCUCACCAGCUUCACCGCUAACCCGCGUGCGCCCUCCCUAGAGUGGGAUUCCAGUCUCCAGUUCCGCCAGGGUGGGGGCGGGCCCUGCUUAAGAGGCCCCGCCCCCAGCCCGCCCCCGGCCCGGGGUGCGAAUCCACUGCCGGAGAGCGACUGGCGAUGCUGGAGGUUCGCGAGCCGAAGCGGCUGCAGCUGGCGCCGCGUCUGCCCCGCGUGCCCGGAGCGGAUUCUGAACGCCGCCCCCGGAGCCCUCGGCGCCCUGCUGAGCCCGCGAUCGCUGCCUCCCUGUGACAGACCAGCGUUGCAGCUUAGAGCCUGGCAAUGCCGUUUGGGUGUGUGACUCUGGGUGACAAGAAGAACUAUAACCAGCCAUCAGAGGUGACUGACAGAUAUGAUUUGGGACAGGUCAUCAAGACCGAGGAGUUCUGUGAAAUCUUCCGGGCCAAGGACAAGACGACUGGCAAACUGCACACCUGCAAGAAAUUCCAGAAGCGAGAUGGUCGCAAGGUGCGGAAGGCAGCCAAGAAUGAGAUCGGCAUCCUCAAGAUGGUGAAGCAUCCCAACAUUCUGCAACUGGUAGAUGUGUUUGUGACCCGCAAGGAAUACUUCAUCUUCCUGGAGCUGGCCACGGGGAGGGAGGUGUUUGACUGGAUCCUGGACCAGGGCUACUACUCGGAGCGAGACACGAGCAACGUGGUGCGGCAGGUCCUGGAGGCUGUGGCCUACUUGCACUCACUCAAGAUUGUGCACAGGAACCUCAAGCUGGAGAACCUAGUUUAUUACAAUCGACUGAAGAACUCAAAGAUUGUCAUCAGCGACUUUCACCUAGCUAAGCUGGAGAAUGGCCUGAUCAAGGAGCCCUGUGGGACCCCAGAGUAUCUGGCCCCAGAGGUGGUAGGCCGGCAACGGUAUGGACGCCCUGUGGACUGCUGGGCCAUUGGUGUCAUCAUGUACAUCCUGCUUUCAGGCAAUCCACCCUUCUAUGAGGAGGUAGAAGAAGAUGAUUAUGAGAACCAUGAUAAGAAUCUCUUCCGUAAGAUCCUGGCUGGUGACUAUGAGUUUGACUCUCCAUACUGGGAUGAUAUUUCUCAGGCAGCCAAAGACCUGGUCACAAGGCUGAUGGAGGUGGAGCAAGACCAGCGCAUCACUGCAGAAGAGGCCAUUUCCCAUGAAUGGAUUUCUGGCAACGCUGCGUCUGAUAAGAACAUCAAGGAUGGUGUCUGUGCCCAGAUUGAAAAGAACUUUGCCAGGGCCAAGUGGAAGAAGGCUGUCCGAGUGACCACCCUCAUGAAACGGCUCCGGGCACCGGAGCAAUCUGGCACAGCUGCAGCCCAGUCUGCCUCAGCCACAGACACUGCUACCCCUGGGGCUGCAGGUGGGGCCAUAGCUGCAGCUGCAAGUGGAGCCGCCUCAGCCUCUGGGGGCAGUGCUACUGCAGCCACAGAGGAUGAUGCUGUGCAUGUUGCCAAGAGUGAUAAUGUAGCCUCUGCAGACCGUAGUGCCACUCCAGCCACAGAUGGCAGUACCACCCCAGCCACUGAUGGCAGUGUCACCCCAGCCACUGAUGGAAGCAUCACCCCAGCCACUGAUGGGAGUGUCACUCCAGCCACUGACAGGAGCGCUACUCCAGCCACUGAUGGGAGAGCCACACCAGCCACAGAAGAGAGCAUGGUGCCCACCAUCCAAAGCAGUGCCACACCAGCUGCCAAGGCAGCUGCCACCCCUGAGCCGGCUAUGGCCCAGCCGGACAGCACAGCCCUAGAGGGUGCCACAGGCCAGGCUCCACCCUCUAGUAAAGGGGGAGAAUCUGCUGGCUUUGCCCAGGAGUUUCAGAGGAAGGAGACCAGCUGAGUGGGCAGCCUGCUGGGGGUUUUGAGGGAUGGGCAGAAGGGAGGGAGAGUAGAUGAGGGGCUUCUCACUGUACAUAAGUCACUGGCAUGAUGCCCUUGCUCCCCCAAGCCCCCCCAUCCCAGUGGGGCAUGUCUGGGGGCCACAGGAGAGCAGUCUUCUUUGCAUAUGUGUGUGAGUGGUGGGCAGGCCAGAGGCAGGGCCAGCCCCAGCCCCUGCAUGGAUUCCUUGUGGCUUUUCUGUCUUAUGCUAGCUUCACCAGUUUCUGUUUCUUGUGGGAUGCUGCUUUAGGGAUACUCAGGGGGUCCUUGCUCUCCUUUCCCUUCCCUUCCUGCUUUAUCAUUCCCCGAGACAGGCCCUGCAAAGCCCUAUAUUUUCCUGGGCCCUAAAUUGAGUGGCCUUGCCCUGAGAGCUGGUCCUCCAGCGAGGCCCUGUCAGCGGUCUUAGGCUCCUGCACAUGAAGGUGUGUACCUGUGGUGUGUGGGCUGCUCUAGGAGUAGACACCGGCUGGUAUAGAGGAUGCAGAAAUCUAGGGUAGUGCGCUUUAAGUCAAGAUCGGUCACAUGGCUAGGGGCACUGCAUUCUAGCUGUGGGGGUCCUCAGAAGUGAGAGAGAAUGAGUAGGAGGGCAGAAGCUUCCAUCUUUGUCCCUGGAAAGGCCCUCCUAAGACCCUUGUGUUAUUUCUUUGCCCUCCUGAGUCCUGUAUUAGGUUGCCAUGUGCUCUGAUCCUCAUACACCUCUAAGGGAAAGGAGGAGCAAUUAGAAUGUGACAGUGAGACCAGGCACUCAGUGCCCCAGCUUGGCUUGGUUCUUAUCCUGGGCCAAACAGGGAGGGAUGAUAUACCCAUGCUCUUCCUAAAUGCCCACCCCACACAGGCUCAGUCCAUAAUUUUUUUUCCAUCCUGGGGGCCCUGCUGCAUGGCUGUUCAUCACAGUCUGCUCUGGGGGGUUUGCCCUUCACAGGGGCAGAUUUUCUGCUCUUAGUUCAACAACAAUAUGGAGAGGCUCCUUCUCUAUUUCUACUGCUGCUAUCAGAGGCCCAGGUGCCUCUGAGCCUCGUUAAGUUGCUUUUGCUGGGAUGAGGAAAUAGAAUAAGACUUCCCAGUUCCCUGAGGGAGGCUCCUGACAGGUGCCCUUUGUCAGACCCUACCACAGCCUGGACAGGCAGCCACACUGGUCCUCGCCCUUGCUCGGCACUCCGUUGUGGUCCUGCCCUUCUCCCUGCAUGCCUAUGGGUCUGCUCUGGUAUGUGAAGGUUGGUGGGCUGUGUGCCUGCUAAACCUGGCAAAUAAACGUCACCCUGCAAAGCCUCUGGCCA
Molecule: messenger RNA, 3325 nt
Organism: Castor canadensis (American beaver)
Lineage: Eukaryota; Metazoa; Chordata; Mammalia; Rodentia; Castoridae
Gene: Camkv
Product: CaM kinase like vesicle associated
Biological process (GO): protein phosphorylation
Molecular function (GO): ATP binding; protein kinase activity
Source: RefSeq, a predicted model, not a curated record